AUGGAUGCCAAUCGGAGAUCGCCGGAGAAAGAGGACAAAUCAUCCGGAGUUGCAUCUUUCGAAGCAGCCGACCGAGGCUCAGAUAUUACUGAAAUCACGUCGGUCGCCGAAACCCGAUGGCAAUACCUUUGCCGUUACUUUACUACCUGGGAGGGAUGGGUCGGCAACUAUGAUUAUGUCUACCUCAUCACCCCAAAUAUUUGGCCCCUCAACAAGCGGUACAAGGACUAUGAAGCACCAUUUUACGGCCUGAACGAUGAAGUGCCAAUUCUCCUCACCAUAAUCCUUGGCCUCCAACAUGCCUUGACAAUGAUCGGAUCUAUCGUGUCCCCACCUCUAGCCAUUGCAAGUGGUGCCUUUUAUCUGAAUACAGAGCAAAGCCAGUACCUUGUCUCGGCAGCUUUCAUAACCACCGGGAUUGCGACAGCGAUGCAAGUUACUCGAGUCCAUUUAACGAAAACACCCUUCUAUAUUGGAACAGGUCUUCUAGCGGUAGUCGGCCCUACUUUUGACAUUCUUGCGAUUGCCUUCAGCUAUGCAGAUAUGCGUUAUGCGAAUGGUACAUGCCCAACCUCAUCAGAUGGCACAAAACUGCCAUGCCCGGAUGCGUGGGGUGCAACACUUGGAACCAUGCUAUGCACAGUCUGGAUCCAGAUUUUGCUGUCAUUUGUUCCUCCAAGAAAACUCAAUCGUAUCUUCCCGAAGAUUGUUACUGGUACACUACUUUUACUGGUUGGAGUGUACCUGAUCUCGAGUGGCAUGGAGAACUGGGGUGGAAGCUCAAAUUGCGACGGUGGAACAGGCUAUUACAGUCUUUGUCCUAAUACCGCAGCUCCAAAACCACUACCUUGGGGAGACGCAAAGCUCAUUGGUCUCGGAUUCAGCGUAUUCAUCACCAUUAUCAUUGUGGAGCUUUUUGGAUCACCACUGAUGCGCUCCGCAUCUGUCGUCUUUGGUCUCGCUAUGGGAUGCGCAAUCUCCGGUGCUACUGGGUACUGGUCGCGUACUAAUAUUGACGCAGCCCCGGUAGCCACUUUUCUCUGGGUUCAUACAUUCAAACUAUCAGUAGAUGGAGCGCUUGUUCUCCCGCUUCUCAUCAUGUUUAUCUGCGAAGCUGUCAGCUGCAUGCCUGAUAUCCUCGCUACUGCGGAGAUCUCUGGAGUUGACAUUGAUGGGGUUGAAUUCAAUAGCCGAAUUCAAGGUGGAAUCCUGUGUGAUGGGCUUGGGAGCUUGAUCAGUGCCUUGGGUACUGGGCUUCCAAUGGUCAGUCAGGCGGGAAACAACGGUGUCAUCUCUCUUACUGGAUGUGCAAGCCGCAGAGCUGGCUGGUGCGCCUCCGCUUUUCUCAUUCUUAUGGGGGUUUUCGGCAAAUUCGGCGCAGUGUUCGGUUCCAUGCCUCCAUCUGUGCUGGGUGGGAUGCAAGUGUUCCUUUAUAGCACUAUUACCGUUGCAGGUAUCAGAGUACUAAGUUUAGUGCCAUUCACAAGGCGCAAUCGUUUCAUUCUCACUGCUGCAUUGGGCAUCGGCUUCAUGGAUAUUGUUUCCCCAAGCUGGUUCGAUAAGGUUCUCGAUUACAGUGGAUCGAAUGUCAACCUGGAAGGUUUUGAAGAGGGUAUCAACCUUAUUGUUGAAACUCCAUUCAUCAUUGCUGCUAUUGUUGGCGUAUUCCUGAACUUGAUUCUACCAUAUGAUGGAAAACAGACGGACGAGCAAGAGCGGUCAGGACUUCCUCAUUAA
This is a messenger RNA of Penicillium odoratum, 1737 nucleotides long. RefSeq lists its product as uncharacterized. Gene Ontology annotation, biological process: xanthine transport; transmembrane transport. Lineage: Eukaryota; Fungi; Ascomycota; Eurotiomycetes; Eurotiales; Aspergillaceae. Gene Ontology annotation, cellular component: membrane; fungal-type vacuole. The transcript has 4 exons. Bases 1 to 1737 code for a protein of 578 amino acids. The record is from RefSeq and is a predicted model, not a curated record. Gene Ontology annotation, molecular function: xanthine transmembrane transporter activity.